AGACUCGGAGCUCUGCCUAAACUAUAAACUCCAAACUUUCUUUCCAUUCUUUUCAUUUAAAACCGGCGGACUCCUUUUAUUUUUACGCCUUUUACGCACAGACUUUUACGCACGGACUUUUACGCGCGGAUGUUUUUUGGGCAUCACCUGUGGAUUUGUCAGUUUCUCAUCCACGUUUUUAUCUGGACAUUUUCUUCUGAGCUGCUAAACAACAAAACACUCCGUGCAUAAGGUCUCUUUGUGAUGACCUCACUGCUGCUCCCCUGCUCCACCAUGAAGGACCUAAGCUCGCCUCCUCUCUCCUCCUCUCCUCUCUCCUCCUCUCCUCUCUCCUCCCUCCUCCACUUCCAGACCUCCGCCAAAGCUCCGCCCUCCUCCGUCGCCUUCGGCCCGUCGCCCGGACAGACGGCCCCGGGAUCCCACCUCAAACCCCCGGCCUUCUCCCUCCAAAACGGGCCCCACCUCAUCGCCAGCAUGCACCUCCAGAAACUCAACUCGCACUACCAGAACCUCCACCACCAGACCCCGGCGCCGCACAGAGGCUUCCCCCCGACGCAGCUCUCCUCGGCGGGGCAAAACCUGGGACCCGGCGCGCCCGUGGGAGCCGCCGUCAACCACAACCAGGGGGCGCUGGAUUCAGACGUGGUAGACGAGGAGGUGCUCAUGUCCCUGGUCGUGGAGUUGGGGUUGGAUCGGAAUAACGAACUUCCAGAACUUUGGCUCGGGCAGAACGAGUUUGAUUUCAUUUCUGACGUUCCGGCCGGAUGCUGAGAGGAACUAAAGACAGAAACAACUUCUAGGGAACGUUCUGAUCGGAAUUACGAGCUUCCAGUUGUGUCCUGAAAUGGUUUUGGGAGCUGUGGAGACGUCGGACAUGACAGAUGAUUGGGUUCUUCUCAUCUGGACCGAACUUCACGUGGAGUUCUUGAACGUAUCGUAUGGAGGACGCUGAUUGUGAUUAACCCUUUUCUAUAUAAAAAUCACUAUUUCAUAAGUUACCGUAUAUAGUCAACUUGUGAUUUUUGUGUUGCAUUUUGGCACGUUUCCAAGGCGAUGGAUAAAGUUACACCAUAUUUGAACUCUAUAGAAAGUUACGAUCAUAUAUAAGAUUUUGUUAAUAUAUUUGGCUUUUAUAGUUUCAUAGUUGACUCCUUAAAUACUUGGCAUUUCGUCCAGGGGCAGGACUAAUUAGCUUUACACGUCAAUCAUCCGUCCAUUUUCUUCUGUUUAUCUGGGGCUGGGUCAGAAGGUCAGAGGGUCAGAGGUCUAAGCAGGGAUUCCCAGGCUUCCCUCACCCCAGACACUUCCUCCAGCUCCUCCAGUGGGACCUCAACGAGUUCCCAGGUCAACCAAGAGACAUAGUUCCUACUUAGGACACGCUGGAGGGAGUAGCUUACGCAUUUCUGGGACUCCCUAAACCCUCAGCAUUUCGUCUGGAGGCAGGGCUUAGCGUAACACGUUAAUCAGAGCUAGCUAACUGGUGCAUGCUGCGUUUUCCGUAGAGAAUGAGUUUGUUUCAUAACCAGCAGAUGGAAUUACGGCUAAGACUAAUGUUCAGAGACAUCAGCAGUAUCAUUUGGGAUCUGUUAAAUCAAAAAUAAAGAUUACAGAUCAUUUUUUUCCAAGAUCCAGUUAGCAAAACCUGACGCUAACCCUGACGCUAACCCUGACGAUAACCCUAACCUUCACCUGAUUGUGAGAAGUCAACAUUAGCAAACAUAACCGCUAAGACAAAGUGACUGUGACUGUGUUUGGGUAAAAAUGGUGCAUAAACGGAAAAACUGAAUGUGUUUUUUGUGUAAUUUUAGCUCUAAAUUCGCUUUGUCUUGUCAAAAAAAGACUGGCAACACAGGAGAAUAGCACAACACUGUUUAAAAGUGGGUUACUAUGGUUACCCCGGACGAAAUGCCAAGUUUUUAGGGACUCUCGUGCGUUCCCAGCUAGGUUUAAAUUUGACUUCCUGGUUGGAGAUCAUGACAUCACACUUGGGAAUUCCAUAACUGUUACCUAGCAACACACACAUGGGGCCAGAACUCGUCUAAUAUACAAAAAAAUUAUGAUUUGACAAAUAAAAAAAUAAGAGAACACUACGCACGAUUUUGUUGAAAUAAUGUUUAACGUACCAGAAAAAAAUUAGCGUAACUUUGGGCUAGAAUUCUCCCUCGUGUGAUGUCAUUUCAUGUUCUUAAACUCUACUUCCUGUAAUUUCCAACAUAUUUUUCUUCACAAACUGCUUCCUGAUUGGUGUAAAACUAUAAUUUGUAUUUACGACGAGUAUUUUCCCACGAGAUUUAAGUCAAAAUGAUCAUAAAAACUUGUGAUACGCACUUUACACAUCGUUCAUUCCUGUCUCAGUCGCAGCUGCCUCGGGGCUGACCAACAGAAAUGUGGCUGCCGAUCUGCGCCAGCAUCGAUACGGGGUUAAGUGUGUUGCUCAAUGACACAAAGAGAACACGCAAUUUAACGUUUGCAGAGGUAACAAAGAUCGAACUACCAACUUUUCUGCUUCAUAUUAAGACUUAAACUGUUAACUGUAGUUGGUUUUGGAUAAGAUUUGUAUUGGUUAAAGCUGCACUAUGUAACUUUCCCGGUGGAUGGCUCUGUUGCUUGUAUCCAUGGCGAUGUUGCAGCUUUCCCUGGAGUCUUUCUAAGUGAACCUCACUCCACAGAUCUGACCUGUAACUGAUGUUCUUGUGCCGUCGCCCGCUCAUCUCCCUAUAACUAGACCCGUUUUUACGCCAUAACGCGAAACAAAAAAAACGACGACAUCUCCGUGGAAACAAGCAGCCGGCGGAGCCUCUACCGGGGAAAGCUACGCAGCGCGGCUUUAAUGGCGCCGUACCUGAUGUAAAAACGCGGAAAUACAACAGCGGUAGUUCAUUUUAAACAGUUUGCGGUGCUCCAAAGUUCCUCCUCGCUCACCUUUGGCACUGAAAACAUCCUGAUUAUUCACAGUGAUGAGUUUAUAAGCACUUUCCCCAACUCUCAGAGGACAAAUGUCACGCUAACACGCACUUCCUGAUUACCUGGCAAUAAAAAAGCGUUAUAAUUAGGCACAGACAGGACACAGCGGACUUAUUUUGACCUCGAGAGCUGUUUAUAGAGUAUAUCUGCACCGGGGCGAGUCGUUUAGCUCAAAAACAUGGGAUAAAUCAGGUGCAGAGCCUUUAAACGUUCAAAUAGGUCACUUUCUCUUUGGGCUGCGUUAUCCGAGCUCCUCUGAUGUGAGACAAGGCCCGACUCUGUUUGAGAAACUUGAGCGUUCAGAUCUGCGGAGGCUAAAAACCAGGACGGGGGGCUUAUGUAACUCGACGGGAGAUUCACGGUUUUUGAAAGAAAUCUCCAAAGUUCUGAUCCACAAAUGUCGAGUCUUAACUUUAUUUGUUUGGGAUCGACGCCGCAAACUUGUCAUAUUAAUCUUAUGGUUUAAAGUUGUUGGAAAUGGCGACAAUCACGUCU
Molecule: messenger RNA, 3459 nt
Organism: Periophthalmus magnuspinnatus
Lineage: Eukaryota; Metazoa; Chordata; Actinopteri; Gobiiformes; Gobiidae
Gene: cited1
Product: Cbp/p300-interacting transactivator, with Glu/Asp-rich carboxy-terminal domain, 1
Exons: 2
Coding region: 244-771 (175 amino acids)
Biological process (GO): regulation of DNA-templated transcription
Cellular component (GO): nucleus
Source: RefSeq, a predicted model, not a curated record